CGGUUCUGUUUUUUUUAGUUUACCGAUUCAACAACUUUUUUAAAGACAAUUUUACUUACUUGACAUUUAGAAAAUAGCAAAAUGAAUGAUUCUUUCAAUGACGUUCCCAAAAUUUUGCCAAUUAUUCCAAUCAGGAAUAAAGUUCUCCUUCCUAGCGCAUCGCUUGUACUUCAAGUUGUUAGCAAAGAUUCGGUUCAACUUCUUCAAAGAAUUUAUAGAUCUGCCGAAAAUAAAGAGUCGAAAUAUAUUAUUGGCUGUGUUCCAGUCCAUCCACCCUCUUAUAAUAAGCUUGAAUCCAAAGACACAACGACUGCCCCUUUUACUUUGACACGAAAUGGCAAUAUCAAUCAAUUCAACCGUCAGAUUUACAUAAAUUUGGGUGUGCCGCUAGAAUUGUUAAAUUGGAACGAACAGUUAAUGGUUUUAUAGUGAGAAUCGAAGGUGUUAUUCGUAUUCGUAUUGAUAAAUAUGUUCUUGAAAGACCAUAUCUUGAAGCUGAAGUGACUGUCUUUCCCGAUCCAUCUGUUUCUAAGGAUGAUAAUGAAUUACAGGAGCUUGCUAAUUCUUUAAAAACAACCGGACGUGAAUUACUUGUAAUAUUUCAAAACUUGAAAUUUCCGACAGCUUAUCUCAUUCAGCUUCAAAAGUAUAUUGAAAAUGGUCCUGUCGGAUUGUUGACUGAUUUUUUGAUUAACACAAUCGAAUGCACAUAUGAAGAAAG
Molecule: messenger RNA, 721 nt
Organism: Rhizophagus irregularis DAOM 181602=DAOM 197198
Lineage: Eukaryota; Fungi; Glomeromycota; Glomeromycetes; Glomerales; Glomeraceae
Source: RefSeq, a predicted model, not a curated record